Messenger RNA from Arabidopsis lyrata subsp. lyrata, 215 nucleotides. RefSeq lists its product as uncharacterized. Bases 24 to 215 code for a protein of 63 amino acids. The transcript is spliced from 2 exons. Lineage: Eukaryota; Viridiplantae; Streptophyta; Magnoliopsida; Brassicales; Brassicaceae. The record is from RefSeq and is a predicted model, not a curated record.
CUCAUAAUUAUGUUUUCAAGAUCAUGGUUAAAGAUGCAGCAAAGUAUAACCAAUCUUCUACAUACAGAAUUAUAAGUCUUACUGAUGUUCCCGAUAUUAUUCAAAGUUUCUCUGAAUGUGCUUCUACUUUGAAUGCUAUUGAACAAGAAAUAAUCACCGUAUCUGGAAGUUUAAUUGGAAGUUCAAUUGGGACCUCAACACACCUUCUAAACUAA